Didymella exigua CBS 183.55 is the source of this 1951-nucleotide messenger RNA. RefSeq lists its product as uncharacterized. Lineage: Eukaryota; Fungi; Ascomycota; Dothideomycetes; Pleosporales; Didymellaceae. Gene Ontology annotation, cellular component: Rpd3L complex; cytosol. The record is from RefSeq and is a predicted model, not a curated record. The transcript is spliced from 5 exons. The coding region runs from base 226 to 1548 and encodes 440 amino acids. Gene Ontology annotation, biological process: negative regulation of rDNA heterochromatin formation; negative regulation of silent mating-type cassette heterochromatin formation.
GCCGGCAAUCCAGGGCUCUCCACGCCCUCCAUGCGCUCAACACACACUUUCCAGACCUGCGCAUAGCUUCUGGAGCACCGAACACGAUCGCUACUAUUUCCGCGUCGCCGCGCUUCUUGGCUGUUAGAGCGCAGCCCUUUCCCCGAGCUCAGACACGCCAGUCCUCUACCUCUUCCACGAAACCACCGAUUCCUCGUUCGAGCUUGCCAGGAGGCCGUUGUCGCAAUGGCAGGCCAGCAGCAGCAGAUUAUAGACACGAUCUUUUCUAUGAAGAGAAAACUGCUACGAGGGAAUGACUCGGAUCUUGAAGAAGCAGACUCGCCAUUCGCAGACUACAGACAAGAUCUGAAGCGCAAGUCGCAAUAUGCGCGUGCCAGUGACCCAGAUUUCCUCGCGGACCCACGUCCCUACAAGAAGCGCAUUGAACACGCCGGCUAUCGCAGGUACAUCCUACAGCGCAACCCCGCGCGAUACGACCCAGAUGGCGACAUCGUCGAACCUUCAGACGAAUACGAAGAUGACGACGACCUCGAGGCAGUGGAGGAGAAUCCAUACGCAGACAUACGGCUGGAACGACUGCUCAGACCACUGACUUCUGCCGCUGACCUGCCAAACCAUCGAUCUCUGAGUGUUCCAUACACAUCCAAACACUUGACAAGCUUAGCGGACGAAGCUGGCGAGCUAUGGCGAAGGGAGCAGAUCACAAUCGCCAGGACAAAACAGCUUUUCGUCAAGCUACAAGGCGAUUCAACCUUUGCGCCAGCAGCUCUGGCGGCUAUGGCAGAUGCGCCACUCGGCAGCUCAGCGGCCAACGGUACAAUUCAGCGCGCCGUGAACGGACACUCGCAACCAGUAUCGCGCAACGACGUGACUCAAACAUUGGAUGAUGCUCAAGAUCUCGGAAUGGAAGAUGCUGGACAGCCUAACGGCACCCUGGGGGACGAACACAAUGGCGCAGAGACCACAGAGAAUGUCAACGGCACAGAGCCAACGAUCAACGGCACAGCGCAUGAGAUGGAUCAUACGCGCGAAAACGGCGAAGGUCCACCGUCUCCAGCUGGCGACGACGCCUCUGACGACACGUCUCAAGCCGCGCACCGUAUGACUACGCGCGCCCGAGCUCAAGCAGUAUCGACUCCCUCGCCGCCACACUCGCCCUCAAGUCUUGCAGGCCAAGUGCACCCGCUCUUUCUCUUCUCCACCGACUCACUCCCCGACCGCGACUUUGGUCUACCACCGAACGAAGCCGAAGAGACGCGCAUGCUGCUCAUGGCGUACGUACAGAAGCAAGAAGAGAUUGCUCGAGCAACCUCAGACCUGUACCAAGGGUUGAUGCACGCAGACCGCAUGCGGCAGGACGUGUUCAAAUGGUGUAAGGCUGAAGCGCACAUCGGUGAGAUGAGUGAUGGUGAAGACUGGUAUGAUAAUGAGGAGUGGAACCUAGACCACAACCUGACCAAGGGCCGAGACGAAGAGGAGGACGAGACAGCAAACACAGGGAAGAAGAGCACAAGACAGAGACGGAAGCCUGAUAAGGACGAUCGAUAGGCUUGGUCAGAAAUUGCGAGAAAGUGUGCCAGUAUAUGCCUUCUCAGUCAGCGACUGCUGCAGAUUGACUCGCAGCACCUGCCGCGCCAUAUUUACAAUUUUGCAUUACGCAGCGAUAUACCACGAUACCAAGAUAUGGAAUGCAUUGUUACAGUCAACACCAGUCUCGCCUGUAUUGCAGUCGUUCCUGCCUCACCGAAGCAGCCCCCGUGUUGACGCGUCUUUAGCGUGAGUUGCACUUUCCUGCAGUUCGUGGAGCAUAUCUCCUCUCACGUUAGGCUCCCCCAGAUGGAGUUUGUGCUCCGCUGCAACGACCUCAAGUGUCGGACGCAGCUGCACGAUCGAGCCGUCGUCACUACUUGCAGUCAUGUUUUCUGUACGCAAUGCGCCAACACGACCGGCC